Messenger RNA from Sclerotinia sclerotiorum 1980 UF-70, 2013 nucleotides. RefSeq lists its product as hypothetical. The transcript has 9 exons. NCBI's taxonomy places the organism in Eukaryota, Fungi, Ascomycota, Leotiomycetes, Helotiales, Sclerotiniaceae. Gene Ontology annotation, biological process: protein sumoylation. The record is from RefSeq and is a predicted model, not a curated record. Gene Ontology annotation, molecular function: SUMO activating enzyme activity. Gene Ontology annotation, cellular component: SUMO activating enzyme complex; cytoplasm. Bases 1 to 2013 code for a protein of 670 amino acids.
AUGGCCAAGAUGAUGCGCGAUCAAUUCAACACGCAGUCACUGGGGAAACCUUUGAAUAUUAUGGUCAAGGAGGCACGCAUAUUGAUGGUAGGAGCUGGAGGAAUCGGAUGCGAAUUACUCAAGAAUUUGGUUUUGGCUGGUUUUGGAGAAAUUCACAUCGUGGAUCUGGAUACUAUCGAUCUUAGCAACUUAAAUCGACAAUUCUUGUUCCGCCAUGAACAUAUUAAGAAAUCAAAGGCUUUGGUUGCGAAAGAUGCGGCGCACAAGUUCAACCCCAAAGUCAAGCUAGAGGCACAUCAUGCGAAUAUUAAGGAUUCACAGUUCAAUGUGGAUUGGUUCAAGGGAUUUACAAUGGUUUUCAAUGCCUUGGAUAAUCUUGAAGCGAGGAGACAUGUAAACAAGAUGUGCUUGGCUGCGGAUAUACCUCUGAUCGAGUCGGGAACAACUGGUUUCAAUGGACAGGUUCAGGUUAUUAAAAAGGGAAAGACAGCAUGUUAUGAUUGCACGACGAAAGAAACGCCAAAGAGUUUUCCAGUUUGCACUAUUCGAAGUACACCAAGUCAGCCUAUUCAUUGCAUAGUUUGGGGAAAGAGCUAUUUAUUGAGUGAGGUAUUUGGUGCUAGUGAGGAUGAAUCGACUGAGAUGGAUCAUUCAGAAGAUUCAGAAAAUGCCAAGGAGAUUGAAAAGCUGCGGUUGGAGUCUCAAGCUUUAAAGAAGAUUAAAGAAUCAAUGGGUACUGAAGCAUUUCCUCAACUGCUCUUCGAUAAGGUCUAUAAGGAUGACAUCGUUCGUUUAAGAUCUAUGGAGGAUAUGUGGAAAUCUAGACGGCCACCUGAGGCUUUAGAUUACGCCACCCUUAGUGCAGAAGCAGGAAAUAUUGAGGCCACAAAGCAAGCUGUACUCAAAGAUGACCAACGAGUUUGGAAUUUACAUGAGAAUCUCAUUGUUUUCAGAGAUAGUUUGGAACGAUUGAGUAAGAGACUACAAGAAAUGAAAGCUACCUCAAAUGGUGCUGGAUCCGCAGAACCAAUAAUUACCUUCGAUAAAGACGAUGAAGAUACUCUGGAUUUUGUCACGGCAAGCGCUAACUUGAGAUCUAUCGUAUUUGGUAUCGAAACCAAAUCUAGAUUUGAUAUCAAGCAAAUGGCUGGUAAUAUCAUCCCUGCUAUUGCAACCACAAAUGCUAUUGUAGCCGGUCUUUGCGUUCUACAAUCAUUCAAAGUUCUUCGUGGUGAUUACUCGAGUAGUAAAGAGAUCUUCCUAUCUCCAUUCGCCCCGGAAAGACUUCUCUCCUCCGACAAAUUUCGAGAACCAAAUCCAGAUUGUCCUGUAUGCAGUGUGGCACAAACACGUGUAUUGGUCGAUAUGUCAAGAGCUACACUUGGUGAUCUUGUCGAAGGUUUCUUGAAACUUCAACUUGGGUAUGGAGAAGAGUUUGUGGUUAACAAUGAAAGUGGACUACUUUAUGAUGUUGAGGAGACGGAGAAUUUGGAUAAGAAACUUAGUGAACUUGGUAUCAAGGGAGAUUCCUUCUUAACCGUAAUUGAUGAAGAUGAUGAAAAUCCAAAAGGUCCUAGAGUUAAUCUCGUACUCAAUGUACAAGAAUCCGAUACCACAAUGGAAGAUGCUCCUAUAAAAAGUCUCGACAUUCACGCUAACCCCUCGAUUCCCGCCGCCUCACUCCUUACCGAAGAACCCGCCUCCAUUCCUCCUGAAUCGCCCAUUCCCCGCCGCAAGAAACCCGCUCGGGAACCAGAACCCACAGUUUCAGCGGAAGGCAAAGCUACAAAUGGUCACGUCAAAACCAUCAGUGGGGAAGAACCUCAAAAUUCCAAUUCUAAUGGUGUCAAAAAGAGAACUGCAUCUGAUGCCCUCGGUAAUGAUGUUUCAACUACAUCAAAGCGGCCAAAGCCUUCAUCGAGUUCUGGCGAUAUGUCAAUGGCUGCUUUGAAUGAUGGUAUUAUUGUAUUAGAUGAUGCCAAUGAUGGUGCUAUUAUGAUUGAUGAUGAUUAG